AUGGCUGUGGGGGUCAUCCUUGGUUACUUUGUUCCUCAGGUGAGGGAGAAGCUUGACCAUGCUCGAUUCGCUGAUGUUCCUGUUCCUAUAUUGGUUGGCAUGAUCUGGAUGAUGUUUCCCGUAUUGUGUAAGAUUGAUUACUCUCCCAGUCAGUUCAAACGUACAAACUGGAAGUACGUUGCUGCUCUGUUGGUUGUGAACUGGGUGAUCGCUCCUUUCUUGAUGAUUGGCUUGGGUUGGGCCACCCUUCCUGACUUAUUGGAAUUUAGAGUUGGAGUAAUCAUUGUUGGCACAGCCCGUUGCAUCGCUAUGGUGAUGAUCUGGAAUGAGUUGGCUGGAGGGGACCAACAGUUAUGUGCUACGUUGGUGUUGAUAAAUCUGUUGCUUCAGAUCGCGCUCUACGGACCAUUGGUGUACGUUUAUGGUAAAUACCUUGGUGGGUAUGAUGACAUGAAGCUUGCUAUAUGGCCUGCCAUCCGGUCAGUGUUGGUUUUCUUGGGGAUUCCCAUGGCUGCUGGAUUCGUCACCAGAAUUGGUACAAAGAUGUUAGGGAUUUACGACAAGACCAUGAAACUCAUUGGACCUACUUCAUUACUUGCUUUGUUGUACGUUAUCAUCGUGUUGUUUGCUCUGCAAGGUCAUGCUAUCGUUGACAACAUUGGGCCCGUCUUUCGAGUUGUUGUUCCCUUGUUGAUCUACUUCUUGGUACUCUUUACUGCGGUUGUCCUUGGGUGCCGUCAUUAUUGCGUCCCUUAUCCACAAAUGGUCACACAAGCAUUCACAGCGGCCUCAAACAACUUCGAAUUGGCGAUUGCGGUAGCAGGCUCUAUCUUUGGUGUCGAUUCUAAAGAGGCCAUGGCCGCAACAGUGGGGCCUCUUGUUGAAGUGCCUGUGUUGGUAACCCUUGUGUAUGCUAUCAGAUGGGUGAACCAAACUUGGUACUACAAGAAGAUCAACAAAUGUCAAGGUUGUGAUUUACAGCAAGUGGUUUUGGUGCAUGACCUGGAUGCUGAAGAAUUUAAUGACAAACACAAGUAUCGCCGCUUCAGGGCUGUCACGUCUGCGCUACCUGAUAAGAAUGAACCGAUAGUGGUGCUUGAAAAGCUCAAUUUUAGAGAGUUGGAACUAAAAUUGAUGAAAACUCAUUGA
Messenger RNA from Diutina rugosa, 1149 nucleotides. It is a transcript of the gene ARR3, whose product is annotated as Arr3p. Gene Ontology annotation, biological process: antimonite transmembrane transport; arsenite transport. Bases 1 to 1149 code for a protein of 382 amino acids. Gene Ontology annotation, molecular function: arsenite transmembrane transporter activity; antiporter activity; antimonite transmembrane transporter activity. The record is from RefSeq and is a predicted model, not a curated record. The transcript has a single exon. Lineage: Eukaryota; Fungi; Ascomycota; Pichiomycetes; Serinales; Debaryomycetaceae. Gene Ontology annotation, cellular component: plasma membrane.